Molecule: messenger RNA, 1430 nt
Organism: Anastrepha ludens (Mexican fruit fly)
Lineage: Eukaryota; Metazoa; Arthropoda; Insecta; Diptera; Tephritidae
Product: endochitinase-like
Exons: 4
Coding region: 69-1304 (411 amino acids)
Biological process (GO): chitin catabolic process; carbohydrate metabolic process
Cellular component (GO): extracellular region
Molecular function (GO): chitin binding; chitinase activity
Source: RefSeq, a predicted model, not a curated record
GUUUUGAAUAAAAGCGUGGCUCCUUUCGAACCGAUUGUCAUUCGACGCAAAAAGUUCACACACAAAACAUGGAUAUUUCCUUAAAACUAUUGCUCCUCUGUUUGACGGCCGCAGUGGCCGUUGAAUCCACGGCCGCCACAGAACAACAAGGACGUAUUGUUUGUUAUUUCACUGACUGGUCCAUAUAUCGCCCUGGUCUGGGAAGUUAUGGAGUCGAAAAUAUACCCGCUGAUUUGUGUACACAUCUGAUUUACACAUUUAUUGGGGUGAAUGCCACUAGUUGGGAAGUGAUGAUACUUGAUUCCUGGAUAGAUGUGGACAAAGGUACCUUCCUAAAAUUCACCGAACUUCGCCAGACAUAUCCCAAUCUUACGAUGCAAAUAGCUGUUGGUGGAUGGAAUGAGGGUGGUUUGAAAUACUCGCAAAUGGUGGCAGUAGCAGAAAGACGACAGAGUUUCAUAAGCAGUCUUGUGAAGUUCAUGAAAGAGUACGGUUUUCAAGGUUUCGACUUGGAUUGGGAGUAUCCGGGCGAUAAAGAUCGGAAUGGGACUUCUGCCGAUAAGAAAAAUGUCGGAAUUUUUGUGCAGGAGUUGCGAGAAGCCUUCGAUAACGAGGAUUCAAAUUGGGAAAUAACAAUGGCUGUGCCGAUCGUGAAGUCAAAACUCAAGAAGGGAUAUCCCAUAAAAAAGUUAUGCGAGGUGCUGGAUGCCAUACAUGUGAUGACAUAUGACCUACGCAUAGCCGCAGAUGGCUUUGCUGAUGUACAUAGUCCACUCUAUCGACGUGAUCACGAUAAAGGAAAAUAUAAGAAAUUGAAUGUGCAUGACGGUCUUGCUCUUUGGGAGAAAUUGGGUUGUCCCGCAAAUAAGUUAGUUGUUGGUGUGCCAUUCUAUGGACGUACUUUCACACUCAACAACGACGACGAAAACUACAGCAUGGGCACCCCCAUCAACACAAAGGUAGGCGGUGGCGACCCAGGAGUUUACACUAGAGAAAGGGGAUUCCUCGCUUAUUAUGAAAUCUGCGCCGCUGUACAGAAUGCUUGCAAUGGAUGGACCGUCAAAUGGGAUGAUCAAGGAAUGGUGCCCUACACAUACAAAGAUACGCAGUGGGUGGGCUACGAGAAUGAGAAAUCGGUGCAAAUUAAAAUGGACUUUAUCAAGGAAAAGGGUUAUGCGGGAGCUAUGACAUGGGCUAUUGAUAUGGACGACUUCAAUGGGUUGUGUGGGGAGAAGAAUGCACUAUUGCACAUUCUCCAUAAUAACAUGAACAAUUAUACCGUACCACAGCCUGCGGCUAAAUAAAUUGUUACGAAAUGUUUAAAGAAUAUAGGAAAUGAAUUUCCGUACUACUACAUUUUUAAUCCAUCCAGAUAUAAUAGUCGCGUUGUAACAUAUAAUAAACCGGAUAAUAAACCUUUUAGCAUAAGG